GCAUGUGACUUCAUUAUCUGCAAGAGCCUGCUGUCUCCAAACACUCAAUUCACCAAUAACAAGAUAAUGGCCUACACAUUCAAGUCAGAUGAUCAUAUGGUCAUCACAAUACCUCUUUCCAGCAUUGGAAAAGAAGAGGAACUCCUGCCAGAGAACUUUAGCUGUGUAUUCAAAGAUGUGUACAAGGUUUUUCUCCAAGGACAACCGAAAGCCUUAGGGACCUCACAGCUAAUCACUGGAGUGAUGGUCAUCUGUCUGGGGUUGCUGGUGACCCAGGAAGAUAUGUUUCAUUUGGCAUACACCUUGCCCAGUGUUCUGUUCAUUGUUUCAGGGAUGCUGUCAUAUGCUGCAGGACAUUCUCCAGAUAUGUGUGUGACAAAACUGUCAUUUUCGCUCAACAUCAUAAGUUUCUUCUGGGCCAUUGUUGCUCUGGUGAUGUGUUGCCUUCAUAUAUUCGCACUGGUAGGGGUACAAGGGCUGACUGCCAGUCUUCUUGUCCUGGAGAUGGGGGUUGCAGUGGUGUUAAUUUACUGGGAGAGCAAAGCAGUGUGCAGGGAACACUUCAACAUUCUGCCUGUGAUCAACCUGAAGCUUGACAUGUGAAUGGGACCAGCUCAGAGGCUGCUAAAAACAACCAUUCUCUUCUCGCCAGCGUGACAGAAUUUUGAUCACCCAUUUUUUUUCUAAAGCAACUCCACUGAUCCCUUUACAUUGUGGAUAAAACUUUUUUUGAAC
Messenger RNA from Megalops cyprinoides (Indo-Pacific tarpon), 735 nucleotides. RefSeq lists its product as uncharacterized. The transcript is spliced from 7 exons. Gene Ontology annotation, cellular component: membrane. The coding region runs from base 67 to 603 and encodes 178 amino acids. NCBI's taxonomy places the organism in Eukaryota, Metazoa, Chordata, Actinopteri, Elopiformes, Megalopidae. The record is from RefSeq and is a predicted model, not a curated record.